CUAAUACGCUAAGGACAUACCUAUAGACUAUAUAUGAUUGCCAAAUAAAGACUUUUCAAUGUGACUAAUUCGAACGUAGACCCUAUAAAUACAGGAUGCUAAUCAGCGCCUAGCAUUGAUGCGCCAGAACCCUAUUGGCUGUCCUUCACAUUGCACAUGCGAUGUGUUUGUGUUUUGGCUGAUGUACAGGGAAGCGUUUGGUCAAAUUAAGAUACCAACAUAUAGAACACGAUAGACGAAAAACGUUACAAUAUUCGGCCAAAUGAGUGUUGGGACAGUGUACCCUGCUGCGGACGAGGCAGAGAUGAGCCGUAUCCACUACGAGCUGGAGUACACAGAGGGCAUCAGCCAGCGCAUGCGUAUCCCCGACACCCUGAAGAUGGGGCCAGAGAGCCAGGCAGGAGGGCCUUCCCCGGGGGUCCUGGCCCCCCACCCUGCCCUGAUGCAGGUGCCCGAGCGGAUCGUGAUCUCAGGGGACGAUGUGGACUCGCGCUACUCCCGACCCAGAGACCUGGACCUGAUCCAGGCCACGCCUCCGCUAGACCUGCUGGGGAUGAAGGCUCCGCCCCGGGUCCUUACACUGACGGAGCAGCCGCUGGACUCCCUGGAGACAGACCCCGCCCCCCCGGCCCCCAUGCACCGCACGGCUCACUCCAGGUCGAAGAAGGAACGCAGUGCGACUGAGAGCCCAACUGUCCGUCACAGCAGCCCCGCCCACAGAGCAGACACCAGUGUGACCCCGUCCCCCGCGGCCCCUGUGCGGGUGUGCCCCCCCCUGUGCACCCCGGAGGAUGGAGCCCCCCUCUACUCAGCUGGGGGGGUGAUGUCUUACAUCCAGGCCACCACACGCCGGGCCUACCAGCAGGUCCUGGAGGCCCUGGAGGACGGACACCGCAGGGCCCAGCUGGACAUGACCUUGGAUAUGACCCCUGAUGAUUCGGGAUUGGUGGAUGCUUCAACACUACGACGACAGGUAGGCAGUCACAGUGCUUCAACACUACGACGACAGGUAGGCAGUCACAGUGCUUCAACACUACGACGACAGGUAGGCAGUCACAGUGCUUCAACACUACGACGACAGGUAGGCAGUCACAGUGCUUCAACACUACGACGACAGGUAGGCAGUCACAGUGCUUCAACACUACGACGACAGGUAGGCAGUCACAGUGCUUCAACACUACGACGACAGGUAGGCAGUCACAGUGCUUCAACACUACGACGACAGAUUGUGAAGCUGAACCGGCGUCUCCAGCUCCUGGAGGAGGAGAACAAGGAGCGCUCCAGGAGAGAGCUGCUGCUCUACUCUGCCACCGUGGCCUUCUGGCUCCUCAACACGUGGGUCUGGUUCCGACGCUAGAACCACCGCAUACCACAGGGGCUCUGGGGUACGAGGUCGGCAGAACCAGCUACCUCCCCACCCUCUUCACAUUGUCAUCAACAAGUGUCAAAGUUUAUAUCUAAAUCUAGAGAUGCCAUAGCAUGUGUCUGAAUAUCUUUACCACAGCCCCACUCUCCUUUAGGGUCGAGAACCCCCUCUCUUCUCCCACUUAUGGGGAGUGGGGAUUCUAGAAUUUUCAAGGGGGCAUUCUAGAGCUGAUAGAAUCCCCCUCCCUGUAAAUUCUACAACCCCCCCUAGGGUCCAGACGCACCCCUACCCCCUGUAAGGUCUAAAACUGACCCCCUCCCUGAUAGGGUCCAGAACCCCCAUUUCACUCCUGCCCUCCAUCACCCUGUUCUUACAAUAACUGAAGGGUUUUAGGUAAUAUAACUCUUAUCUUACCUCUGUGAUUUCCUUCAGUCUCCUGUUUGUCUGAAUGGAAUUACAGCACAGGUUUGUCUCCGUAUGAAGGAAGUAGCACUGUUUUAAUGUUGUUAUAGUAUUACGGUCCUUUCUGUGUAGAAUCUAAAUAUCAUAUUUUUAUGGAAUAAUGCAAUAAAUAUGCAUAUGGAGUUGUAUGUAUCAUAAAAUAAUAUAUUUCAUCAUAUUAUCGACUGGAAACUAUUAUGCCAAAUGUGAUGGCUGUCUAUUCUGUUUUGCUUUAUUAAGCGCAGAGACUGCCCUGUACCUGCCCUGCCAAGAUGCAGUCUGACAUUACAUAUUUAUUUAUUUAUUAUUUGUAAUAUAUCGAUGUAUCAUUUGUAAAUAUUUAUUGUAUUAAA
This is a messenger RNA of Hypomesus transpacificus, 2160 nucleotides long. RefSeq names its product mitochondrial fission factor homolog A-like. The coding region runs from base 263 to 1357 and encodes 364 amino acids. Gene Ontology annotation, biological process: positive regulation of mitochondrial fission. The record is from RefSeq and is a predicted model, not a curated record. Gene Ontology annotation, cellular component: mitochondrial outer membrane; peroxisome. The transcript has 7 exons. Lineage: Eukaryota; Metazoa; Chordata; Actinopteri; Osmeriformes; Osmeridae.